AUGGCUGAUAUAAAUAGUACUUUUGAUGAUUCUGAAAUGCUCAAAGCUCUCUACGACUUCGAAGCAACGUUAGCGAAGACACUGUCUUUCUGCGAAGGCGAGUUUUUCUUUCUUCAGCAGAGUAAUACAAAACAGCGAAAUUGGUGGCAUGUUGUUAAUAGAAAAGGUCAAGUGGGAUUCGUGCCUUCAAAUUACGUUGCAGCAGUCAAGGUUGAAACAGAAUUCUACUUAGGAUUUCUUAAUGAUUGCCUUAAGAAUAUAAGUGAUAGCAAUACAAUGUCUCAAAAGCAAGAAUUAGUGGCCAAGUUAAAUGAAAAGAAGAGGCAACUACUGUUAAGUGUUAAACCCCACACUAAAAAGAUGCAAGCACCCAAGCCACCACCAAGACUAGAUGAUAGCACUCCACCUAAUGGUGUAUCACCGUCGUUUGAUCUGAGACCUGUAGUUUCACAACAACACAUUACAGAAGAGAAUGAGGCGCCUCUGUCACCUACAAAAUCAACAUCAAGUGAAUGUAAAGAUAAUGAUGAACUUCAAAAUAAAGCAAAUAUCAGUAAACUAUCAUCAAAUCAAGUGUCAUCAGAUACUGACACUCAGGAUGACAGUCAAGACAGUAGUGAGAGCAUUAAGCCCAAUGCUAUCUAUGAACUAGUACAGGCGGUAAGAAAGGAGACACAGCUUAGCCAUGAGAUGUCGAAAGUGGCUGUAGAAACCAUAUUGAUUUCUUUGAGAGAAUUUCUUCCUGGCGGAGCAGCAAGAUCUAUCAUAGAUGCACUUUUACGUGAGGCUAACAGCAACAUAACGUGCCCUAAGAAUGCCAUUAACGCAGCUCCAGAUGCUCUCCGUAUGAUGACGGCACUCAACUCACUUUCCAAGGCAGCAAACGAUGCUCAACAAAGAGGCUGGGCUCUGCAUGAUGACGCCCAUGACAUACAAACGCAAUUACUUGAACUGAUAUCUGUUAUGUCGAAUGCUGACGUAAACAUCUCGCAGUAUGUUUUGAGCAGCCACAAAUACGCCUAUGUGACAACUUUGGUGUCGUACUAUCAGAUGGAAACUAGAUGGCCCUUGCGACAAUUACUUUUACAGGCAUUUGGUGUGAUGUGUGGUUUGGAGAGGACUGCUCUAGCCACACUCGCGCUGUCCGCGCUGCCGGCCGAGAUAGCGCGAGACAUGCGCGAUAAUAGCCGCGCUGUCAGCAGGCUCUCACAUUCCGCGUUACUAUUGUCCAUGGUUUUGUCUAUGGGGGACAAACUGCCUAUCACCCACUUUGAACAACUAGGCGAGGAUUUCGCAGAGUUUGUACUAGAACUGAUAGAAAACCCGCCGGAGACUGAUGUCGAUGAGCAGAUACCCGAUUUGUUCUUAACGCUGCUGCUCGCCUAUAAUCUACAGUUUGACAACUCGUAUGAGAAUCUUUUACUUAACGCUUUGGAAACGAGGGAUAUCGCCAAAACUUUUUGCGAAAAAGUCCUUUUGCUUCUUAAUCACGAAGAGGAUCCAGUUCAUAUUUUCGACCAUGAGCCAGCGCCUCCACAUUCAGUCUUGAAACUAGUCAUUGAUCUCUUCAGUCGCAAUAAAACAGCUGAUCAUUUUUACACCAAUGACGUAAAGGUUGCAAUUGACAUCAUUGUCAGGCAAUUGGCAGAUCUCUCUCCAGGUGACACGCGUCGCCAGCAGUACCUGAAGAUCCUACAGGGUAUAAUUCGCAACACAGAUUACGGUGCCCACGUGCACCGUCGAGACGACCUGUUGCGUUGCUUCGCUCGAAUCUUCUGUGAAGAAGGUGACAGCAGUCGAGAUGAUCAGGCCCUCGUACGAGCUAUAUCUAAUGAAUUCCCACAGUUUUUUAAACCCUAA
Messenger RNA from Arctia plantaginis, 1860 nucleotides. The record is from the annotation of a GenBank genome assembly. NCBI's taxonomy places the organism in Eukaryota, Metazoa, Arthropoda, Insecta, Lepidoptera, Erebidae.